Oncorhynchus keta (chum salmon) is the source of this 2730-nucleotide messenger RNA. Its product is annotated as serine/threonine-protein kinase Chk2-like. The record is from RefSeq and is a predicted model, not a curated record. Gene Ontology annotation, biological process: protein phosphorylation; mitotic DNA damage checkpoint signaling. Bases 175 to 1773 code for a protein of 532 amino acids. Gene Ontology annotation, molecular function: protein binding; ATP binding; protein serine/threonine kinase activity. Gene Ontology annotation, cellular component: nucleus; cytoplasm. The transcript is spliced from 15 exons. Lineage: Eukaryota; Metazoa; Chordata; Actinopteri; Salmoniformes; Salmonidae.
CUGAAAAUCACGUGGAAAAUCCUAAACUUCUCACUUGCUAAAAUUCAGGUGACGUAAAAUGAAAAACAAACAAAACAUUUCCCAUGAGUCUCUAGAGAUCCAAUUUCCCCGGCAAAUCUACACGUGCCGCGAUUAAUUCGAAAUCCCGACCACGACAGAGGAGAAAUAUUGACCAUGUCCCAAGAGAAGCCAGACGCUUGCAGCCAGACCCAGUCACAGCCAGACGCUUGCAGCCAGACCCAGUCACAGCCUCCGACCCAGUCCCAGAGUGGCUCCAGCUCCUCCUCUGCUCCAGGCUCUGCCAGCCAGUCAUCCUCUGGGUCUGGCACAGUCAGUUCAGUGGACACCAUCCCCGUUAGGGACCUGGGCUCCAUACCAGAGGAGCAUGAGCCACAGCCCUGGGGCCUCCUGCUGCCUAUGCAGAGAGGCUUCCGAGCCCACAACUGUGUUGAGGACGACGCUUGGUUUGGCCGGCACACUAAAUGCAACUAUUCCUUUGAUGUCCCCAUACUGAGGAAAUCGUCCAGAUUUGCUGCAUACAGCAAUAAACAUUUUAGGAUAUUCAGAGAGAAGAACAUUGUCUAUGUCUUUGACAACAGUAACAAUGGCACGUUUGUUGAUGGUAAAAUGAUUGGAAAAGGAAAAAUGUUGCCACUAGCGAACAAUGCAGUGUUGUCCCUUGCUGAAGAACGCCACAAAGUGUUUGUGUUCAUUGAUCUCAUGGUGGAUGAGCAGUCCAACCUACCCAAAGAGUUAAGCGAGAAAUACAUGAUCACCAAAAAGAUUGGAGUUGGUGUGUGUGGGGAAGUGAAGCUGGCUUUUGAGAGGGCCACUUGCAAAAAGGUGGCCUUGAAGACUAUCAACAAGAAAGAUUUCCCGGCAUCUGUUGGCACUGCCACGCGAUGUGCAGAACGAGAGAUCCAGAUUCUUCAAAAGAUUGACCAUCCUUGUCUGAUCAAAACAAAAGACUUCUUCCAAACAGAUGACUCAUACUACAUUGUUUUAGAGUUCAUGGAGGGUGGAGAACUCUACGACCGGGUCAAAAGCAAGCAACAGAUCAAGGAGCCGAUUGCCAAGCUAUAUUUUUACCAGAUGUUGAAAGCAGUAGAGUACCUUCACAACAAUGGCAUCAUCCACAGAGACCUCAAACCUGAAAAUGUGCUGCUUUCGUCUCACGAUGAUGUUUGCAUCAUCAAGAUCACAGACUUUAAUCAGUCCAAGAUACUGGAGGAGUCUGCCCUGAUGAGGACCCUUUGUGGAACACCCACAUACCUGGCACCAGAGGUGUUUACAGACGCAGUCACUGUGGGCUACAGCAGGGCUGUAGACGCCUGGAGUUUAGGGGUCGUCCUGUUUGUGUGUUUGGCAGGCUAUCCCCCAUUCUACCCGAAUGCACGAAUUGGUUUGUCAGUCAGUGAUCAGAUCACCCAGGGAAUAUAUACAUUUAUUCCAUCAAAAUGGGACGGCAUCUCCGAUGAUGCCAAAGAUGUUGUGAAGAAACUGCUUCGAGUGGACCCCAAUGCCCGCCUCACCAUUGAGGAGGCAUUACAGCAUCCCUGGCUGAUGGAUGAGGCAAUGAAGGAGACCGCUGAAGGCAUCAUGUACCCCAAGGACCCCCGAGAUGCCGACGCCACAGCAGACCCCGGAGAUGCCGACGCCACAGCAGACCCCGGAGAUGCCGACGCCACAGCAGACUCCGGAGAUGCCACAGUAGCCUCAACCGGAAAGAGGUCAAGAGAUGAUAAGGAAGAGCAGCAGCCAACAAAGAGGUGACCAGGCCCAUCCAGAGGCAACAUGAGCCACAUUCUACCCUCGUCACCCUAUUGGAGACUCCCCUGAUAUUUUUCUUCUGGCAAUUAGGCCUACUUGAAAUCAGUAUAUUGCAUUUCAACACCAAUCACUGUAAUCAUUCCCACCUGUCCCUGUUCAGGAUAGUGCAAUCAACUGGAAUUUACUUGAUUACUGCAUGUUGAGUUCGAACUCGUGGGCACAUGCGGAGCUAGCUCCACAUUGUUACGAUGGUGAUAUGUGAAUGCUUCCAUACAGCAGUUAUACAUUAGCUAGUGUAAAGCAUAGCAGGUACAUUUUCAACUAACCAGUUCUUGGCGAUACUUUUUGUCAUUCUCAAUUCUGGAGAACAGUAUCUUCUCGAUGUCCAGUUGCAGGUGGUUCUCCAAAAAGAUAUUAAAUCCACGUUUGCACUGAGUGAGGAGUUCCCUCGCCAUUUUAUCUGCAUCUUGUGUUUCCCCGAGAGCUUUGCAGGAACUAGAUGUUUCGAUGUGACACGGCCACAUGUAGGCGACGGAGCGUCACACAGUGGGACCAAAACAAAUAUCUGCAGACAUGCAAGAGGCAUUUGCAUUUCUCACUCGAUACAAAACGUGGAUUUAAUAUCUGUUUGAAUAUUCAUUUUUUUUAGGGGAGAAACACCUGCAACUGGACAUUUUAUAAGAUAUACUUUUCUCCUAUAUCAAGAACAAAGAAAGUAUCACCAAGAACAGGUUAGUUGAAAAUUGGUCUGCUAUGCCUUAUACUAGCUAAUGUGUAAUGUAUGGAAGCAUUCAUAGAUCAGCGCAACAAUGUGGAGCUAUGUCUACUGGAAAUUGCCUCCUGUUUUGUAAAUUGUUUUUGUACAAAAUUGUUAUUUUGCACUGGGUUUUUAUUGUUGUGCAUCCCAUAAUUCUUGAUUUGUAUCUCAUAAAAAAAAUCUUACUUUAUUGAACAUUUUCA